AUGGGAUUCCUCUCCACUGUCCCCGCCACAGAACGCCUCGAGGCUCACCCAGACCACGAGCACUACAUCUCCUCCACCGUCUAUGGCAGCGCUCUCGCUGCAGAAGAGAUCCCAAGGUUCGAGAUGGCAGAGGAGGAGAUGCCUGCCAGGGUCGCAGCACGUUUCGUCCAUGACGAGCUUCUCAUGGAUGGUAACCCCGCGCUCAACCUGGCAUCCUUCGUGACCACGUACAUGGAGGAAGAGGCCGAGAAGCUCAUGGUAGAGAACCUGAGCAAGAACUUCAUCGAUCUCGAGGAGUACCCCGCGUUGGGGGAGAUCGAGUCUCGCUGCGUGAACAUGAUCGCUCGGCUAUUCAACGCCCCACUGGACAACAAGGACGCUGAGGCGGUCGGUGUGAGCACAAUCGGAAGCAGCGAGGCGAUCAUCUUGAGUUGCUUGGCCGCGAAGAAGAGGUGGCAGAACCUUCGCAAGGCCGCCGGUAAGAGCACCGAGCACCCCAACAUUGUCAUGAACGCUGCGGUCCAGGUCUGCUGGGAGAAAGCAGCCCGCUACCUCGAAGUGGAGGAGAAGUACUGGUACUGCUCGCAGGGCAAAUAUCUUGCCGACCCGAAGGAGAUGAUCGACCUCGUCGACGAGAACACCAUCCUCGUGUGCGGUAUCCUUGGGAGCACCUAUACCGGAGGGUAUGAGAACAUCGCCGAGAUUAGCAAGCUGUUGGAGGUCAAGAACAAGCAGCUUGGGACGGACGUAUGGAUUCAUGUUGACGCCGCCUCGGGAGGGUUCGUCGCACCCUUCACCAACCCCAACCUGCUCUGGGACUUCCGCGUACCCCGCGUGUGCAGUAUCAACGCCUCAGGUCACAAGUAUGGGCUGUCAUACGCCGGCGUGGGCUGGGCCGUGUGGAGGAAUACGAAUUUCCUCCCCAAGGAAAUCCUGUUCACCGUCAACUAUCUCGGAGCGCCCCAAGUGUCGUUCACCCUCAACUUCUCAAAAUCUGCGGUCCAGGUCAUCGGCCAAUACUACCAGUUCCUCCGUCUGGGCAAGGGAGGGUACAGGGCUAUCAUGACUAACCUCCAGAAGACCGCAGACUACCUCGCCGAGGAGGUCGUCCGUAUUCAGGACGGAACCAUGUUCGAGCUCAUGUGCGAGAUGAGGGGUAAGGGCCUCCCACUCGUUGCGUGGCGCAUCAAGGCGGACAAGCAUUAUGACGAGUUCGCUAUCGCAAGGCAUCUGAGGAGCCGCGGGUGGAUCGUUCCGGCGUACACGAUGGCGCCCCACGCAGAACAAACCAAGCUGCUGCGCGUUGUCGUACGUGAGGACUUCUCGCGCCAUCGGUGCGAAGUCUUUGUGCGCGACCUCAAGGACGCCAUCGACUUCCUGGACAAGACCCCCAGCGAGAUCAUCCAACAUCUGGCUAAUGCCUCCAAGAACAACGCGAAGCAGUCCCACAAGAGCGCAAAGGUCAAGCACCACCACGAGCAUGACAGCCUUCAGGCGAAGCAUGGCAAGACCCAUGGCGUAUGCUGAACGCCCCCGCAUGAGACGAGAGCAUUCUCCGAGCAGAACGCCAUGUUGGAGUAUACUGAUGAGGAGAUGAUAUUGCACCUGAUUUUGGUUUGUUUUUGUAUACAUGUUGGAACACUCAGAACGCGGUACGCCGCGGACAAGCCUCACUAGUCCCGAAACCUUUGAAUCCCG
This is a messenger RNA of Dacryopinax primogenitus, 1698 nucleotides long. Its product is annotated as glutamic acid decarboxylase. Bases 1 to 1527 code for a protein of 508 amino acids. Gene Ontology annotation, cellular component: cytosol. The transcript is spliced from 11 exons. Gene Ontology annotation, molecular function: glutamate decarboxylase activity; pyridoxal phosphate binding. Gene Ontology annotation, biological process: L-glutamate catabolic process. NCBI's taxonomy places the organism in Eukaryota, Fungi, Basidiomycota, Dacrymycetes, Dacrymycetales, Dacrymycetaceae. The record is from RefSeq and is a predicted model, not a curated record.